Metopolophium dirhodum (rose-grain aphid) is the source of this 1233-nucleotide messenger RNA. RefSeq names its product keratin, type II cytoskeletal 1-like. The record is from RefSeq and is a predicted model, not a curated record. The transcript is spliced from 2 exons. The coding region runs from base 338 to 1090 and encodes 250 amino acids. Lineage: Eukaryota; Metazoa; Arthropoda; Insecta; Hemiptera; Aphididae.
UGUGAAAAACACUGAAACGACGAAAAAAAUACAUACAAUAUUGUUAUGUAUAUAUGCCGUGCGCGUGUAAACUGUGGUAACGAUUAAUAAAUCGACACGUCUGAAGGUCAUAUGAGGUUAUAUUAUAAACGAACGCGUGUUGUGCCCGAGUUUAUAUAAAAUCCCAUGGUACGUAAGACAUUUAAAUACAUCGAUUUCAGACGUCAACCGUCGUCGUCGUCGUCUUUGAUUCGUACCAGCGCGUGUGAUAAUUGCAGUUAAAAUAUUAUCAUCGACAGUCAUCCCAAAGUGCUACCCACCAGACGAGAAACCCGACAGCGGAGGACUCAAAAACAUUAUGGACCGCCGUUCGUUGCUGACCACGGUCUGCCUGUGGCUGUGCAGCGGAUGGUGCUGCGGCGCUCCCGCGGCGGGCCUGCUUCCGACUCACCGGCGGCCGGCCGUCGAGUCGCACCCGAUGUCGCUGGUGGCCACGCUGCACCCCGGCAGAAGUCGCGGGUUCGGUUCGCAGCAGCAGCAGAAGAAGUCGGCGGCGGCGGGGACCACGGUGUCGGUAGCACCGGAAGACAGUGCACAGCCGGCGGAUCAGGACGCUGCGGACACGGUCGGCUUCAACUUCGGCCUCGGCUUCGGGCUGGACACGCCGCUCAUCGAUUCGCUGCUUGAACGGCUGAUAAGGCGUAAACAGCUCCUGACGGCAGCGGCCGCGGCCGCUUACCCGGGUGCCGGAGGUUGGGGCGUGGGCGCCGGCGGCGGUGGAGGUUACUUUCCCGGACCGGCGGUCGUAUUCCCGUACGGCGGUGGCGGCGGUGGUGGCGUGGGCGGCGGUGGUGGAGGCGGCAUUCUCCCGUGGAACAGGCCCGCCGCAUACCCGUUCCCGUUCGUGCCGUCUCUGAACGGCCUGAAUCCGUUCGGUGGAGGAGGCGGCGGUGGAGUUGGAGUUGGCGGCAGCGGUUGGGGUGGUUUCGGCGGUGGUGGCAUCGGCGGCGGAGGCAUCGGCGGCGGCGGUUGGGGUGGCGGUUGGGGCGGUUUCAACCCACUGUUCGAUUUCGAUGAUUUCGGGUGGAAGAACAACAACGCCCAACAAUAAGCCCUCUCAAAUAUUACAUAAAUAUUAUGACCAUUGUAAUUAUAAAUUGAUUUAUAUAAAAACAAAUCUGUUUAAUAUUAAGAAAAUAUAAUAAUAUUACUUUUAUAGUUAAAUAGAUAUAGAAAAGGAUUUUCUGUCUGAAA